This is a messenger RNA of Drosophila willistoni, 14200 nucleotides long. It is a transcript of the gene Dhc64C, whose product is annotated as dynein heavy chain, cytoplasmic. The record is from RefSeq and is a predicted model, not a curated record. Bases 100 to 14106 code for a protein of 4668 amino acids. The transcript is spliced from 15 exons. Gene Ontology annotation, molecular function: dynein light intermediate chain binding; dynein intermediate chain binding; ATP binding. Lineage: Eukaryota; Metazoa; Arthropoda; Insecta; Diptera; Drosophilidae. Gene Ontology annotation, cellular component: dynein complex. Gene Ontology annotation, biological process: microtubule-based movement.
GCAGACAAAUUUUUUUUUCGCAACGAGCAAACCGACUUGUGAUUAGAAUUCCAAUUGGAUAAAAAAUAUCUUUGAAAACUUAGUUAACUGUGUUAAAGUAUGGGAGACUCCUUGGAGAAUACCGACACGUCGGUGGACCCGGGUGUAAAUGUGUCCAUAGCAAACUAUGAUGCAUUUGCCAAUUAUUUACGCAAAGCGGUAACAAUUUUGUUGCCAGAAGAGGAUGUGGUGCCACCUUCUUUAAAUCGGGCACUGGACGAUCCUAUCAACCAGGAAACUAUACGAAAGUUCCUGUCAGACCCCCAGGUGCAGGCGUUGUAUGUGCAGCGCAACUGCAUUAAAGAGGAUGAUACGGAACAGCCUGCUGAGGGUGAAGAGGAAAAGGAGGAGGUGUCCUAUCAGAUCAGCAAUGAUGUCCAUUUUACCAACAGCCGUAUGGCUUCUUUGGCCUGUAUAAAGCGGGGUGUUGUGGUUGAGGCAGAUAAAUCCAUUCAUUCCCAGCUGCGUUUGAUCAACUUUUCCGAUGGAUCCCCCUAUGAGACCUUGCACGCCUUCAUUAGCAAGUCCUUGGCUCCUUAUUUCAAGUCCUAUGUCAAGGAAUCAGGCCGUGCUGAUCGGGAUGGCGAUAAGAUGGCUCCAUCGGUGGAGAAGAAGCUGGCGGAAUUGGAGAUGGGACUAUUGCAUUUGCAGCAAAAUAUCGACAUACCUGAAAUUACUUUAUCGGCCCAUCAAACUGUCAAUAUGGUGAUCCGUAAAUGUUCCGAAGAAGGACGCAAGGCAAAAGUGGUAGAUUUUGGUGACAAGGUGGAGGACUCUUCCUUCCUCAAUCAGCUGCAGAAUGGUGUCAAUCGCUGGAUAACCGAGAUUAAGAAGGUCACCAAGCUCAAUCGUGAUCCGGGCUCUGGGACAGCUCUACAGGAAAUCUCUUUCUGGUUGAAUCUCGAGCGCGCCCUAUACCGCAUUCAAGAGAAGCGGGAGUCCCCUGAGGUAGCUUUGACUUUGGAUAUCCUAAAGCACGGCAAGCGCUUCCAUGCUACUGUCUCCUUCGAUACGGAUACGGGCCUUAAACAAGCCUUGGCCACGGUCGCCGAUUAUAAUCCCCUGAUGAAAGAUUUUCCAAUUAAUGAUUUACUCUCUGCCACAGAGCUAGAGAAGAUACGUCCUGCAGUGCAGCAAAUUUUUUCCCAUUUGCGGAAAGUCCGCAAUACCAAGUACCCUAUCCAGCGUUGCCUCAAGCUUAUCGAGGCUAUUUCAAGAGAUUUAUCACAGCAGUUGCUCAAAGUGUUGGGCACUAGGCGCCUCAUGCACAUUCCAUUCGAUGAAUUUGAGCGUGUGAUGAACCAAUGCUUUGAGAUCUUUAGCUGCUGGGAUGAUGAGUACGAUAAGCUCCAGGGUCUGCUUCGUGAUAUUGUGAAGAAGAAGCGGGAUGAGCAUUUAAAAAUGGUAUGGCGCGUCUCGCCAGCUCAUAAAAAGCUGCAACUACGCAUGGAACACAUGCGUAAAUUCCGACGCCAGCAUGAGCAAUUGCGCACAGUGAUCCUUCGUGUGCUGCGUCCAACCAAAACCGGAGGACAAGCAGCCGUUGACGAAGGUAACGGAGCUACUGAAACAAAGCAGCCUUAUAGCCUGGAUGCGGCUGAUGCAAACGCCAUUGAGGAAGUCAAUUUGGCCUAUGAAAAUGUUAAGGAAGUUGAUUGCUUGGACAUCACCAAGGAGGGCUCCGAAGCUUGGGAGGCUGCCGUAAAACGUUACGAGGAGAAAAUCGAUCGCGUGGAGACUCGCAUUACUGCUCAUUUGCGUGACCAAUUGGGCACAGCUAAGAAUGCAAAUGAGAUGUUCAGAAUCUUCUCACGCUUCAACGCCCUAUUCGUUCGUCCUCAUAUUCGAGGCGCUAUAAGGGAGUACCAAACACAGUUGAUCCAGCGCGUCAAGGAUGACAUUGAGGCCUUGCACGAGAAGUUCAAAGUGCAAUAUCCCCAAAGCAAAAGUUGUCGUCUCUCUUCAGUUCGUGAUCUGCCCCCAGUUGCAGGUUCCAUCAUUUGGGCACGCCAAAUUGAUAAUCAACUCACCAUGUAUCUCAAACGCGUCGAAGAUGUGUUGGGCAAAGGAUGGGAAACGCACAUCGAGGGCCAGAAGCUUAAAGCCGAUGGCGAUAGCUUCCGAGCUAAAUUGUCCAUCUCAGAUGUCUUUCAUGAAUGGGCACGUAAGGUCCAGGAGCGAAAUUUCGGCAGCACUGGGCGUAUUUUCACCAUUGAGUCGACUCGCAGCCGUACAGGUCGAGGCAAUGUGUUGCGAUUGCGGGUCAACUUUUUGCCCGAGAUCAUCACUUUGGCCAAAGAAGUGCGAAAUAUUAAGAAUUUGGGAUUCAGAGUUCCCUUAACCAUCGUUAAUAAGGCCCAUCAAGCAAAUCAGAUAUACCCGUAUGCCAUAUCCCUAAUUGAAAGUGUUCGCACCUAUGAACGCACAUUGGAAAAGCUUAAUAAUAGGAGUCUAGCACAAAACUCUGUUUUCAAGAUUGAAGAUCGUGCCAGCAUUGUCCCUCUGGUAGCUGGUCUACGUAAAGAUGUCUUGAAUUUGGUGUCUGAAGGUAUUGGUUUGAUCUGGGAGUCCUACAAAUUGGAUCCCUAUGUUUUACGUUUGUCGGAGUGUGUAACACAGUUCCAGGAGAAGGUGGAUGACUUGCUGGUGGUUGAAGAGCAACUAGAUGUAGAUGUUCGAUCGUUGGAAACUUGUCCUUAUAGCGCAGCCACAUUUGUGGAGAUUCUUUCAAAGAUUCAACAUGCUGUCGACGAUCUUUCGUUGCGUCAAUACUCAAAUCUAAGUGUGUGGGUUACCCGUCUUGAUGAGGAAGUGGAGAAAAAGCUGGCCCUACGCCUACAGGCUGGCAUACAAGCCUGGACAGAGGCCUUGACUGGCAAUAAGAAGGAGGUGGACACCUCAAUGGACACUGAUGCACCAGUGCAGCCAACUCAUAAAUUGGGAGGCGAACCGCAGAUUCAAAAUGCUGUACAUGAGAUUCGCAUUACAAAUCAGCAAAUGUAUUUGUAUCCAUCCAUUGAGGAGGCCCGCUUCCAGAUUAUGCAGCAAUUUUUUGCCUGGCAGGCCAUAGUCACUUCCCAGGUACGUCUGCAGAGCACUCGAUAUCAGGUGGGUCUUGAGAAACCAGUGUCUCAGACUUAUCGCAAUCUGCUAACCAAAUUGCCCGAGGGCAAGAGUCUGGAGAAUGCCUACGAGGCCAUUGAGCUGAAAGUUGGCGAAGUGCGCAACUACGUCGAUGAAUGGCUGCGCUAUCAAAGUCUAUGGGAUCUGCAGGCUGACACUCUGUACGGACGCUUGGGGGAGGAUGUGAAUUUGUGGAUCAAAUGCCUGAAUGACAUUAAACAAUCCAGAACCACAUUUGACACUUCCGAUACUCGUCGAGCCUAUGGACCCAUAAUAAUCGAUUAUGCAAAGGUCCAAGCAAAGGUCACCCUGAAAUAUGAUUCUUGGCACAAGGAAGCUUUGGGCAAAUUUGGUAGUCUCCUGGGAACGGAAAUGACCACUUUCCAUUCAAAGGUAUCGAAGUCCCGCACAGAUUUGGAAAUGCAGAGCAUUGAGGCAGCGAGCACUUCGGAUGCCGUUAGCUUCAUCACCUAUGUACAGUCUCUGAAGAAGGAUAUGAUAGCCUGGGACAAGCAGGUGGAAGUGUUCCGUGAGGCACAACGUAUAUUGGAGCGCCAGCGUUUCCAGUUUCCAAACAAUUGGCUGCAUGUGGACAACAUCGAGGGCGAAUGGUCAGCGUUUAAUGAAAUCAUUAAACGCAAGGAUACAGCCAUACAAACGCAAGUGGCGUCGCUUCAAGCCAAAAUUGUGGCUGAAGACAAGGCCGUGGAGACGCGCACUGUGGACUUCCUCAAUGAUUGGGAGAAGACCAAGCCAACGGGUGGAAAAAUCAGGCCCGAUGAUGCGUUACAGCAAUUGCAGAUAUUCGAGAGCAAGUAUUCCCGUUUGAAGGAAGAGCGUGACAAUGUAGCCAAGGCCAAAGAGGCCUUGGAAUUGCAAGAAUCAGCUGUGCCCAACAACAGUUCUGAGCGUAUGAAUGUGGCUCUGGAGGAGCUCCAAGACCUGCGUGGCGUGUGGAGUGAGUUGUCCAAGGUCUGGACCCAAAUCGAUGAAACACGCGAGAAACCUUGGCUCUCAGUGCAACCAAGGAAAUUGCGUCAACAACUGGAGGCCAUGAUGACUCAGCUAAAGGAGCUUCCCGCUCGCCUGCGCAUGUACGAGUCCUAUGAGUAUGUGAAGAAGCUGAUCCAAAGCUACAUCAAAGUUAACAUGCUGAUUGUGGAACUCAAAUCGGAUGCGCUAAAGGAGCGUCAUUGGAAACAAUUGACCAAACAAUUGCGAGUCAACUGGGUGAUAUCUGACUUGACACUUGGCCAAGUGUGGGAUGUCAAUCUGCAAAAGAACGAAGGCGUUGUGAAGGAUAUCAUACUGGUGGCCCAAGGUGAAAUGGCUUUGGAGGAGUUCUUAAAGCAAGUGCGUGAAUCCUGGCAGAACUAUGAACUGGAUUUGAUCAACUAUCAAAACAAAUGCCGCAUUAUCCGAGGAUGGGAUGAUCUCUUCAACAAGGUCAAGGAGCAUAUCAAUUCUGUGGCUGCCAUGAAGCUAUCUCCCUAUUACAAAGUAUUUGAAGAGGAGGCCCUGACCUGGGAGGAGAAACUAAACAGAAUUAAUGCCUUGUUCGAUGUUUGGAUUGAUGUGCAACGCAGAUGGGUCUAUUUGGAGGGCAUAUUCUCGGGAAGUGCUGAUAUAAAAACUCUCCUGCCUGUGGAGACUUCGCGUUUCCAGAGCAUCAGCUCGGAGUUCCUUGGCCUAAUGAAGAAGGUCACAAAAUCACCCAAGGUGAUGGAUGUUCUUAACAUACCAGCUGUUCAACGAUCUUUAGAACGCUUGGCUGACUUACUCGGCAAAAUCCAAAAAGCCCUGGGUGAAUACUUGGAAAGAGAACGUACAUCCUUCCCCCGCUUUUACUUUGUGGGCGAUGAGGAUCUGUUAGAAAUCAUUGGCAACAGCAAGAAUAUCGCUCGCCUGCAGAAGCAUUUCAAAAAAAUGUUUGCCGGCGUGGCUGCCAUACUCCUUAACGAGGAAAACAAUGUAAUAUUGGGCAUAUCUUCCAGAGAGGGCGAGGAGGUGCAUUUCAUUAACCCGGUUUCCACUGUGGAUCAUCCCAAGAUUAAUGAAUGGCUGUCCCUGGUAGAGAAGCAAAUGCGCUUCACAUUGGCCUCGCUGUUGGCCCAAGCAGUGCAGGAUAUCAAACAGUUCCGUGAUGGUAAAAUCGAUCCUCAGGCCUACAUGGAAUGGUGUGAUAAAUAUCAAGCCCAGAUUGUGGUUCUGGCUGCCCAGAUCCUAUGGUCCGAGGAUGUGGAGGCUGCCCUGCAACAGGCAUCCGAAUCGAAUUCUGGUCAGGGCAAACACAUGCAACGUGUGCUCGGCAAUGUUGAGAGCACUCUGAAUGUUUUGGCGGAUUCAGUGCUGCAGGAGCAGCCUCCAUUGCGGCGUCGCAAGCUGGAGCAUCUGAUCAAUGAGUUUGUGCACAAGCGCACUGUGACCAGACGACUCAUCACUAAUGGAGUGACUUCCCCGAAAUCGUUUCAAUGGCUAUGCGAGAUGCGAUUCUAUUUCGAUCCGCGUCAGACUGAGGUUCUCCAGCAGUUGACCAUUCAUAUGGCCAAUGCCCGUUUCUUCUAUGGCUUUGAGUAUCUGGGAGUUCAGGAUAGGUUGGUGCAAACACCGUUGACAGAUCGCUGCUACCUCACCAUGACCCAGGCCUUGGAAUCGCGUCUUGGAGGUUCACCCUUUGGACCUGCCGGUACAGGAAAAACCGAAUCUGUGAAAGCUCUGGGCAAUCAACUGGGUCGCUUUGUGCUCGUCUUCAACUGCGACGAAACCUUUGACUUCCAGGCCAUGGGACGCAUCUUUGUGGGUCUCUGUCAAGUGGGAGCAUGGGGAUGCUUCGAUGAAUUCAACCGUCUGGAGGAAAGAAUGUUGUCGGCUUGUUCACAGCAAAUCCAGACUAUCCAGGAAGCCCUCAAAUACGAAAUGGAUAGCAACAAGGAGAGCAUAACCGUCGAGUUGGUUGGCAAGCAAGUGCGUGUCUCGCCCGACAUGGCAAUCUUCAUCACAAUGAAUCCUGGCUAUGCUGGACGUUCCAAUUUACCCGAUAAUCUGAAGAAACUAUUCCGUUCAUUGGCCAUGACUACACCCGAUCGACAGCUUAUUGCCGAAGUCAUGCUUUUCUCCCAGGGCUUCCGCUCGGCCGAGAAAUUGGCCUGUAAGAUUGUUCCCUUCUUCAAGCUGUGCGAUGAGCAGCUUUCCAACCAGAGCCAUUACGAUUUUGGUUUGCGUGCCUUGAAAUCGGUGCUGAUCUCGGCGGGCAAUGUGAAACGUGAUCGCAUCAUGAAGAUCAAGGAGCAGAUGCGUCAACGUGGCGAUGAGAAUAUCGAUGAGGCUUCAGUGGCUGAAAAUCUACCCGAGCAAGAGAUUCUUAUACAGUCAGUGUGUGAGACAAUGGUGCCUAAACUGGUGGCGGAGGAUAUUCCUCUGCUCUUCUCUCUAUUAAGCGAUGUCUUCCCCAAUGUGGGAUAUACUAGAGCGGAAAUGAAGGGUCUGAAGGAGGAGAUACGCAAAGUAUGCCAGGAGGACUAUCUGGUAUGCGGCGAAGGCGACGAACAAGGAGCUGCCUGGAUGGAAAAGGGACUCGGCUCCACCUGGGUGGACAAAGUCUUGCAACUGUAUCAAAUAUCGAACCUUAAUCAUGGUCUAAUGAUGGUUGGUCCGUCUGGAUCGGGUAAAUCAACCGCUUGGCGCACACUGCUCAAGGCCUUGGAACGCUUUGAGGGUGUCGAAGGGGUGGCCCAUGUCAUCGAUCCCAAAGCCAUCUCUAAGGAGGCUCUCUACGGUGUCCUUGAUCCCAACACUCGCGAAUGGACCGACGGUCUGUUCACCCACAUUCUGCGUAAAAUCAUUGACAAUGUUCGCGGUGAGAUUAACAAGCGUCAAUGGAUCAUUUUCGAUGGCGAUGUCGAUCCCGAGUGGGUGGAAAAUCUCAACUCAGUGUUGGAUGACAACAAGCUGUUGACUUUGCCGAAUGGCGAACGUCUGUCAUUGCCUCCUAAUGUCAGGGUGAUGUUCGAAGUACAGGACUUAAAGUUUGCCACUUUGGCCACAGUUUCCCGUUGCGGCAUGGUGUGGUUCUCUGAAGAUGUAUUGUCCACAGAAAUGAUAUUUGAGAACUACUUGUCGCGGCUACGUAGCAUUCCAUUGGAGGAUGGCGACGAGGACUUUGUGGGCGUCAUUAAACCGACAAAGGACAAGGAGGAAGAAGUAUCACCCUCGCUUCAGGUGCAACGGGAUAUUGCUCUUUUGUUGCAGCCCUUCUUCUCCGCCGAUGGUAUUGUAGUUCGCACUCUGGAGUAUGCCAUGGAUCAGGAGCACAUUAUGGACUUUACGCGCUUGCGUGCGCUAAGCUCACUCUUUUCAAUGCUCAAUCAAUCGGCCCGCAACGUACUGAACUUUAAUUCGCAACAUCCCGAUUUCCCCUGCUCGGCGGAUCAAUUGGAGCACUACAUACCCAAGGCUUUGGUCUACUCGGUGCUGUGGUCGUUUGCCGGCGAUGCCAAGUUGAAGGUCCGCACAGACUUGGGUGAUUUUGUGAGAAGUGUGACCACCAUUCCCCUGCCUGGAGCAGCUGGAGCGCCCAUUAUUGAUUAUGAGGUCAGCAUGAAUGGUGAAUGGGUCCCAUGGAGCAAUAAAGUUCCUGUCAUCGAGGUGGAGACUCAUAAAGUGGCCUCACCUGACAUUGUGGUGCCCACUUUGGAUACGGUCCGUCAUGAGUCUCUUCUGUACACGUGGCUGGCCGAGCACAAACCAUUGGUGCUCUGUGGUCCUCCUGGAUCUGGCAAGACCAUGACUUUAUUCUCAGCCCUUCGCGCUUUGCCUGACAUGGAAGUGGUGGGUCUAAAUUUCUCUUCGGCCACCACACCGGAGCUAUUGCUGAAGACUUUCGAUCAUUAUUGCGAGUACCGCAAGACUCCCAAUGGCGUGGUCCUCUCACCUGUCCAGAUUGGCAAGUGGCUGGUCCUCUUCUGCGAUGAAAUUAAUUUGCCCGAUAUGGAUAGCUAUGGCACGCAGCGAGUUAUCUCCUUCCUACGUCAGUUGGUUGAGCACAAAGGCUUCUAUCGUGCAAGCGAUCAAGCUUGGGUUUCGCUCGAACGUAUUCAGUUUGUGGGAGCUUGUAAUCCUCCCACAGAUCCUGGUCGCAAGCCUCUGUCUCACCGUUUUCUGCGUCACGUGCCGAUCAUUUACGUAGAUUAUCCAGGAGAGACAUCGCUCAAACAGAUUUAUGGCACCUUCUCGCGUGCCAUGCUGCGUCUAAUGCCAACUCUGCGUGGCUAUGCUGAACCCUUGACCAAUGCCAUGGUGGAGUUCUAUUUGGCGUCUCAGGAUCGUUUUACUCAGGAUAUGCAGCCGCAUUAUGUAUAUUCGCCGCGUGAGAUGACCCGUUGGGUGCGAGGUAUAUGCGAGGCCAUUAGGCCGUUGGAUUCCCUGCCUGUAGAAGGUCUGGUCCGCUUGUGGGCCCAUGAGGCCCUGCGUCUGUUCCAGGAUCGUUUGGUAGACGAUUCGGAGCGUCGGUGGACGAAUGAAAACAUUGACUUGGUGGGCCAAAAGCACUUCCCCGGAAUUAACCAAGAGGAGGCGCUCCAGCGUCCAAUAUUGUACAGCAAUUGGUUAUCCAAGGAUUACAUGCCUGUGAAUCGUGAAGAACUCAGAGACUAUGUGCGGGCACGACUAAAGGUGUUUUAUGAAGAGGAACUGGACGUUCCUCUCGUUCUAUUCGACGAAGUUUUGGAUCAUGUGCUACGCAUCGACCGAAUCUUCCGUCAGCCUCAGGGUCAUUUACUGCUCAUCGGUGUCUCUGGCGCUGGCAAGACCACCCUGUCCCGAUUUGUGGCCUGGAUGAAUGGCUUAUCCAUUUUCCAGAUUAAGGUCCAUAAUAAAUACACAAGCGAGGACUUUGAUGAGGACUUGCGUUGUGUGCUCAGGCGCUCUGGCUGCAAGGAUGAGAAGAUAGCCUUUAUUCUGGACGAAUCGAAUGUAUUGGACUCGGGUUUCUUGGAGCGCAUGAAUACUCUGUUGGCCAAUGGAGAAGUUCCCGGCCUGUUCGAGGGCGAUGAAUACACCACUCUGAUGACUCAAUGCAAGGAGGGAGCCCAACGCGAGGGUCUUAUGCUGGACUCUAGCGAUGAACUGUACAAGUGGUUCACCCAGCAGGUGAUGCGUAACCUUCAUGUGGUCUUCACCAUGAAUCCAUCAACCGAUGGACUCAAGGAUCGAGCUGCCACUUCACCAGCUCUGUUCAAUCGAUGUGUCCUGAACUGGUUUGGCGAUUGGUCGGACUCCGCCCUCUUCCAAGUGGGCAAGGAGUUCACCACACGUGUGGACCUGGAGAAACCCAACUGGUCGUCACCUGACUUCUUCCCUUCAGUGUGUCCGUUGGUGCCUGCCAAUCCCACACAUCGCGAUGCUGUCAUCAACUCUUGCGUAUACGUGCAUCAGACCCUUCACCAGGCCAAUGCACGUCUAGCCAAGCGUGGAGGACGCACAAUGGCAGUGACUCCGCGUCAUUACUUGGACUUUAUUCAUCAUUUUGUCAAGCUUUACAAUGAGAAGCGCAGUGAUCUGGAAGAGCAGCAACUUCAUCUCAAUGUGGGUCUCAAUAAAAUCGCUGAAACUGUGGAACAAGUAGAAGAAAUGCAGAAAUCGCUGGCAGUCAAGAAGCAAGAACUCCAGGCUAAGAACGAAGCGGCAAAUGCCAAGUUGAAGCAAAUGUUCCAGGACCAACAGGAGGCGGAAAAGAAGAAAAUUCAAUCCCAAGAGAUACAAAUCCGUCUGGCCGAUCAAACAGUGAAAAUCGAGGAGAAACGCAAAUACGUAAUGGCUGAUCUGGCCCAAGUGGAACCAGCUGUCAUUGAGGCGCAACAAGCCGUCAAAUCGAUACGCAAACAACAGCUCGUUGAGGUGAGGACCAUGGCUAAUCCACCGUCGGUGGUUAAAUUGGCCUUGGAAUCGAUCUGUUUGCUGCUGGGUGAAAAUGCCACCGAUUGGAAAUCGAUACGCGCUGUGAUAAUGCGUGAAAAUUUCAUAAACUCAAUUGUAUCUAACUUUGGUACCGAGCAUAUAACUGAUGAAGUGCGUGAGAAGAUGAAGUCAAAGUACCUCAGCAAUCCGGACUACAACUUUGAAAAGGUUAAUCGGGCCAGUAUGGCCUGCGGACCCAUGGUUAAAUGGGCCAUUGCUCAGAUCGAAUACGCCGAUAUGUUGAAACGUGUGGAGCCUCUGCGCGAAGAGUUGCGUUCACUAGAGGAACAAGCUGAUGUGAAUCUGCAUAGCGCCAAGGAGACAAAGGAUUUGGUCGAGCAACUGGAGCGCAGCAUUGCUGCCUACAAGGAGGAAUAUGCCCAGCUCAUCUCUCAGGCGCAAGCAAUUAAAACCGAUCUGGAGAAUGUCCAGGCCAAGGUGGAUCGAUCGAUAGCCCUGCUCAAGAGUCUGAAUAUUGAACGCGAACGUUGGGAGUCGACCAGCGAGACAUUCAAGAGUCAAAUGUCCACAAUUGUGGGCGAUGUGCUCCUCUCGGCCGCCUUUAUUGCCUAUGGCGGAUACUUUGAUCAGCAUUACCGGUUGAAUCUAUUCACCACUUGGUCACAGCACCUGCAAUCGGCCAGCAUCCAGUAUCGUGCGGAUAUAGCCCGUACAGAGUAUCUGUCUAAUCCGGACGAGCGACUUCGUUGGCAGGCCAAUGCCUUGCCGACAGAUGAUUUGUGCACAGAGAAUGCCAUCAUGUUGAAGCGCUUCAAUCGUUAUCCUUUGAUUAUCGAUCCCUCGGGUCAGGCCACCACAUUCCUGCUCAACGAAUAUGCCGGCAAGAAGAUCACCAAGACGUCGUUCCUCGACGACUCGUUCCGCAAGAAUUUGGAGUCGGCUCUUCGGUUCGGCAAUCCUCUCCUGGUCCAGGAUGUCGAGAACUAUGACCCGAUAUUGAAUCCUGUCCUAAAUCGCGAGCUGAGACGCACAGGCGGAAGAGUAUUGAUCACACUGGGCGAUCAGGACAUUGAUCUCUCGCCCUCGUUUGUUAUAUUCCUAUCCACACGGGAUCCCACCGUGGAAUUCCCCCCAGAUAUUUGCUCUCGAGUAACAUUUGUGAACUUCACAGUGACGCGCAGUUCGCUGCAAUCGCAGUGUCUGAAUCAAGUCCUGAAGGCUGAACGUCCAGAUAUAGAUGAGAAGCGUUCGGAUUUGUUGAAACUGCAAGGAGAGUUCCGCCUGCGUCUGCGUCAGUUGGAGAAGAGUCUCCUGCAGGCUUUGAACGAUGCCAAGGGCAAGAUUCUCGACGAUGAUUCGGUAAUAACAACCCUGGAGACCCUGAAGAAGGAGGCAUACGACAUUAACCAGAAGGUGGAUGAGACCGACAAGGUCAUUGCUGAAAUUGAGACUGUCUCGCAGCAAUAUCUACCAUUGUCAGUGGCUUGCAGCAACAUCUACUUCACCAUGGACAGUCUGAACCAGGUGCAUUUCCUCUAUCAGUACUCACUGAAGAUGUUCCUCGAUAUUUUCUCUACGGUGCUGUAUAAUAAUACCAAAUUGGAUGGCAAAACGGAUCAUUCCGAACGUCUAGGCAUUGUCACAAAGGAUCUGUUCCAGGUGUGCUAUGAGCGUGUGGCUAGAGGAAUGCUCCACAAUGAUCGCCUAACCUUUGCCCUCCUCAUGUGUAAGAUCCACUUGAAGGGCACCUCGGAGAGCAACUUGGAUACGGAAUUCAACUUCUUCCUGCGAAGUCGCGAGGGCUUGCUGGCCAAUCCCACUCAGGUGGAUGGCUUGAGUGGCGAACAAGUUGAAGGAGUCAAUCGACUGGCAUCACGUUUGCCCAUAUUCCGCAAGCUUCUGGAGAAGGUCAAAUCCAUUCCGGAGCUGGGAGCCUGGCUUCAACAGAGCUCACCAGAACAAGUGGUUCCCCAAUUGUGGGAUGAGUCGAAGGCUCUAUCGCCGAUAGCCAGUUCGGUGCAUCAGUUGCUAUUGAUACAGGCCUUCCGCCCAGAUCGUGUAAUUGCAGCAGCCCACAAUGUGGUAAAUACCGUCUUGGGAGAGGAUUUCAUGCCCAAUGCCGAGCAGGAAUUGGACUUCUCCUCCGUGGUAGAUAAGCAAUUGAAUUGUAAUACCCCAGCACUCCUCUGCUCGGUUCCUGGAUUUGAUGCCUCUGGCCGUGUGGACGAUUUGGCUGCCGAGCAGAAUAAACAAAUCUCCAGCAUAGCCAUAGGAUCUGCAGAAGGAUUCAACCAAGCAGAACGGGCCAUAAACAUGGCCUGCAAAACGGGACGUUGGGUUCUGCUUAAGAAUGUGCAUUUGGCACCUCAGUGGUUGGUGCAAUUGGAAAAGAAGAUGCACUCAUUGCAGCCACAUUCCGGGUUCCGUCUCUUCCUUACCAUGGAGAUCAAUCCCAAGGUUCCUGUCAAUCUGUUGCGCGCUGGACGCAUCUUUGUGUUUGAGCCACCACCGGGUAUCAGGGCCAAUCUGCUGCGCACUUUCUCCACGGUUCCAGCAGCUCGCAUGAUGAAGACUCCCAGCGAGCGGGCUCGCCUCUAUUUCCUCCUGGCUUGGUUCCACGCCAUAGUCCAGGAGCGUCUGCGCUACGUUCCGUUGGGAUGGGCCAAGAAGUACGAGUUCAAUGAAUCCGAUUUGCGAGUGGCCUGCGACACCCUGGACACUUGGAUAGACACCACAGCAAUGGGACGUACUAAUCUGCCGCCAGAAAAGGUGCCAUGGGAUGCCUUGGUCACACUGUUGUCGCAAUCCAUUUAUGGUGGUAAGAUCGAUAACGAUUUCGACCAGCGUCUGCUCACCUCCUUCCUCAAGAAACUGUUCACGGCCCGCAGUUUUGAGGCUGAUUUUGCUCUGGUAGCCAAUGUGGAUGGAUCUUCUGGUGGCCUGCGUCACAUAACGAUGCCCGAUGGGACUCGUCGUGACCAUUUCUUGAAAUGGAUUGAGAACCUAACCGAUAGGCAGACUCCAUCCUGGUUGGGGCUACCCAAUAAUGCCGAAAAGGUGUUGCUUACCACGCGGGGCACCGAUUUGGUCAGCAAGUUGCUCAAGAUGCAGCAGCUAGAGGAUGAUGAUGAAUUGGCCUACAGUGUGGAGGAUCAGUCGGAGCAAUCCUCUAUUCCUCGUAGCGAGGAUGGUCGGCCAUCCUGGAUGAAGACACUACACAAUUCGGCCACUUCGUGGCUGCAACUGCUGCCCAAGCAAUUGCAGGUCCUCAAACGCACCGUGGAGAACAUCAAGGAUCCUCUGUAUCGGUACUUUGAGCGCGAGGUGACCAGUGGUUCCCGCCUGCUGCAAACAGUCAUUUUGGAUCUGCAGGAUGUGGUUCUAAUCUGUCAGGGUGAGAAGAAGCAGACCAACCACCAUCGCUCCAUGUUGUCCGAAUUGGUUCGCGGCAUCAUACCUAAGGGCUGGAAGCGCUACACUGUGCCCAUUGGCUGCACUGUCAUCCAAUGGAUCACCGACUUUAGCAACCGUGUCCAGCAAUUGCAGAAGGUCUCGCAACUGGUCUCCCAGGCUGGCGCCAAGGAGCUGCAAGGCUUUCCCGUCUGGCUGGGUGGUCUACUCAAUCCGGAGGCCUACAUUACAGCCACGAGGCAGUGCGUUGCCCAGGCCAAUAGCUGGUCAUUGGAGGAAUUGGCUCUGGAUGUGACCAUCACCGAUGCCGGCUUAAAGACCGACCAAAAAGAUUGCUGCUUUGGCGUUACUGGCCUCAAGCUGCAGGGUGCCCAGUGCAAAAACAAUGAGCUGUUGCUAGCCUCCACUAUUAUGAUGGAUCUGCCUGUGACCAUUCUGAAAUGGGUCAAGCAUUCGUCGCCGGAGACACGUCUCAGCAAACUGACUUUGCCGGUUUACUUGAACUCCACCCGAACGGAGCUGCUCUUCACAGUCGAUUUGGCCGUGGCUGCUGGUCAGGACUCGCACAGUUUCUAUGAGCGCGGCGUGGCCGUGCUGACAUCAACAGCUCUAAAUUAAAUUUAAAUUCCCUGCCCCCCACCCCAAAGUAAUCCCGCAUAAGCUUAUUUAUCUAACCCCCUAUCAAAUGAAUAUAUAAUUUAUCCCAACCCAA